AUGAAAAAAUUUGAUGCCGUUGCUCAUUACACCGCUAAGUUACCCAAAGCGCUCUCAAAAUCACCGGUGCUCCACCUCACCUCCAAAAAACCUGUGAGCACCAAGUUAACAGCCUUGAAAAGGCGUAGCAUAAACAACCACUCGAUACAAGCACUGCAAAACUCAUUCGUGCGCGCCAUGGAACACACAGCCAAUGUUACCAGUGCCUUGCGUGUCGUUGAUCUGACCGGGGCCCGCUUGCGUGCUGGCGUGCUUAGCGGCACCGUGGUUGGUGAAAGCAGAAGCGCACUUCUGAUGGUGUGCGGGGGUGUGUGCAAGAUUAUUGGCAAGAAGGGGAGAGUCUUCCGUUUCGAAUGGAAGGGCACGAAUUAUUUCCUUGUAGGAGAUUUGAUGGAUAGCAACAGGAUUGCUAAGAAGUGA
This is a messenger RNA of Vavraia culicis subsp. floridensis, 420 nucleotides long. RefSeq lists its product as uncharacterized. Gene Ontology annotation, biological process: tRNA processing. Gene Ontology annotation, cellular component: ribonuclease P complex. The transcript has a single exon. The record is from RefSeq and is a predicted model, not a curated record. Lineage: Eukaryota; Fungi; Microsporidia; Pleistophoridae. Gene Ontology annotation, molecular function: RNA binding. Bases 1 to 420 code for a protein of 139 amino acids.